Molecule: messenger RNA, 2976 nt
Organism: Carassius auratus (goldfish)
Lineage: Eukaryota; Metazoa; Chordata; Actinopteri; Cypriniformes; Cyprinidae
Product: transmembrane protein 271-like
Exons: 1
Coding region: 461-1249 (262 amino acids)
Source: RefSeq, a predicted model, not a curated record
UUUAAUCUGAGAGGAUCAUUCAAAAGCGUGACAUCACGAAGAACACUCCGAGAGCCUCUAUGACACAUUCAGUAGUUGGUAAGUGAGACCAGUAGGGGGUAGGAUCGUUUUCCCCUGAUCUCCAGCCUCCAGCAGCCCAAGUUCGGUCUCAGUGCUGCAUGAACGCACGGCGAGAGGGGGAGGACACUUCCCCUCUCCAGCAUCAAACGCGAGGGAUGCGCUUCAUCGCCUUAGGGGACUGGAUGGAUGGAGCGACAGGGUCAUGAAGGUGACCGCAACCUCUGGGUUGGAUUUAGGGGGCCGUUUCCGCAGAAGGAGCCUAUCCAUAAUUAAUAAGAACGAGUCGGAGAUCCUAGAACCGAAGCGCAACCACCGGCGAGUCAUGUCACCAACUGACAGCGCUUCCAGAGGAGCUGACGAGGAGGACAAAGGAGGAUGAAGGAGGCAGAGGAGGAUUAUAAUGAAGCUGAGUGGCAAAGGACUGUGCACCAUCGUCUCCAGCAGUCUGCUCUUCGUGUGCGCCGUGAGCGCCGUGGUCGUGGGAUUCAAAUGCAUCGCGUUGGGCUCCAGUGUGCAAGCGCACUUCCACCUGGCCACCGCGGCCGGCGCGUUUUACUCGGGCAUCCUGGUGACUCUCGGGCAGGUCCUGAUUGGGGUGGCGCUGGUCUUUUGCCGGGGCAAUCCCAGGUGUGCGAAUUUCUUUCUCUUUGGGAUCUUAGUGUUUCUUUUGGGGGUCCUGACGGCGUUCUCCGGUGCGGUGGUGGAUGGCGACACGGUGUCGCUGGUGGAGAGGAAGUACGCGCACUAUUGCCAGAACUCUGUGGAUGUAAACCCUGCGUGCGACCGGCUCAAAGUGUACCAGCGGGGUCUGGUGGUCUCCACUAUUCUUAACACUCUGGAGUGCCUCCUGGGGUUGAUGAACCUUGUGAUCAUCAAGCGUUACCAAACGGCGCAGUUUCACCGGAGACGCCGGACGCAGAGGCAGAGCGCGCGGAUCGUGCUGAACGAGGAGCGCGACUUCGCGGUCACGGAGUUCCAGCCGGUGUCCUACAUCAAUUUAGCGGUGUUUAGCGCGUUGGAGGGUGCAGACGGGGAAGUGCACAGCCGGGGCCACCCGUCCAUGGAGCUGCCGGGCUAUUCGCCCGCCAAUCCGGAGCUUAAUCACACGUACCCGUUUUCUUACCCGCUUCACAACGAGUUGCCACCUGCCUACGAGGACAUAUUCCCUGGAGAAGCGAGCAGCGAAUAGCAAAGAAGAGGAACCGAGUUGCAGUUUUGCAGUGACAAUCACGCAUUCGGCACGCUGAACUUGGAAUCGACAUUAUUUCUAUAUCACGGUGACCAGCUGUUGCCUAAAUGUACUUUUGAAUUCAGUGGAGGUUACAGCCAGCGCUCUGAACAAACCCUACACUUGUUCAUAAACUACGAGCCCAUGAGAAGGUAAACGUACUGAAAGGAUUGAAUAUACAUGCAAUUUCUUUUCUUUUGACUGACCGAUUGUAUUCUCUGUUCAUCCCUUGUCUAAACCCCAAAGGUUUGUGUCCAGGAUUCCCAUUGGACUUUUUGGAAUUUAAAAGGAUCCUGAUUUUCGUACAGUAUUCCAGCAGGGCACAAAACAUAAAGAAGUUACCAAUUGGGCAAAAAGAACAAACGAAACGGUGAACGUAGCUACUGGAAGUGUACAUGACAUUUUUUUUUUCUUUUCUUCUUUAUUUAUUUAUUUAUUUAUUUUUGACCUUCUUGAUUGAUUGUAUUCCCAAACAAUCCUUAGUCAAAAUCCUAAAGGCGUGUGUACAGGACUUUUAAGAUUUUUUUUUUUCUUCUUAAAUUUGACAACUCAACCAUAAAGGAUGUGUUUUAUAGGAUUUCAACAGGAGGCAAAACAAAAAGAAAUUCAGGAUAAAAAAGAGCCUAUGAUAAAAAGGAAAACGGAAAGAAAAUUUGUUUUCUGACUUUAUAACUAAUCAUUUACAACCAGAAUCAUAACUGUAAUCAUAAACCCCAGAAAAUUCCCAAUAGAGCCAUCGGGAUUUGCAACUGGACGAAAUGUCCCUCUAGAUCAUCAAAAGUAUUCUGAAAUUGAAAAUAGCACUCUAAGAAUCAAAUAAGAAUUCCUGUAGGAUUUUUCCUUUAGGAUUGAAGUUUCAUUGGGAAUCCUGUACACUGUAUUUUUUUGACUAGGGAUGCACAUGUAUUUUCUCGAUGUGGCUCUCUUGUUUUCCCUCAUAUUGCUUAUGUUUAGCUUCUGAAUAAAAGGUGUAUGUACUCUCUCCUGAUGUUGCUGUUGAGUUCAGGUUAACUAAUGCAUUUGUGCAUGCAGUGCUUCUCAGAGGGUGACUGCAUGUCUGCCUGCAGCAGGUGUUGCCAUGGUUCCUUGACCCUUUUUCUACCUGCGUGUAAUUAGAUAUGUAACAACCCAGUCUUUGAAAUGCAGAUUUGCUUGGUUUGUCAAGUUUGAUCUGGUGUACAAAGCAAAGCAGGUUGUUUAAUGUAACAAACACAUUCAUACGUUUCAGUUUAGCAUUUUAGAAAGAUCUCUUUGAGUCUAUCUGAAUGGAUUUCACUGAAUGCCUCCGGGGCAUUUUCAAAGAGCUGCGCUUUUCCUCCGAGGUAUUAUAUGCAUUACAAACACAAUGAGAAUUUGCCUGAGUCCGGUAAUUAUUCUGAGUGGGUAUUAUAUGCUUUGGCACAAGACCAAAACCUCUGAUGAGGCUUUUUUCGAUUAAAGAGAUAAGCUUUUGUCUGAGACGUUACUGGAGCUGGAAGUAGAUUGGGGUCAAAAAGUCUGAGACCAUGAGUGAAAGUGCUGCUAUUUUCAUAAUGUUGUUUGCUUUAAUGAGAGCAGCUCUGAAAACCUGAUGAUCAUGUUCUCCAGAAUGAUUUGAGAUGGUCCAAAAAGCAUUUUGAGAUUUGUAGGAUAUGUGCAAAUAAUCGUAGUCAGAAUAUACAAACCCGUGUGAAAUAUUUACAAUUUAA